CACUCACCGCUACCGCCGACUUCGUAACGGUUAGCCGUCGUAUUUUGGCGGCGCCGAUUUUACCGUUCGCCGGCGAUCUUCUCCGAAACUCAUUUGUUAUUCCCUUGAAAUCCUCUAAAAAUAUUUGCUUCUGUGAUUUGGAUUUACUCUCAUUUCCGAUUUUAAUAAAGCUGUGUUUUGUUUGCUUCGUCUUACUGAAAAUAAUCUUUGAAAGGUACCAAUCGCUCUUCCAUUCCCUGCUAUUUUCCUUGGCAUCUCCCUUUUCUUUGGGUGAUUGAAUCCGCAACCACUGGAAUCAAAAUUUCCUCUAACAUUACAUUGCUGGAAGUAAACAAAAUGAUUGGAUCCUUUCUUACCAGAGGACUUGUGAUGGUUUUUGGCUAUGCUUAUCCAGCAUAUGAAUGUUACAAAACUGUUGAACUGAAUAAGCCUGAGAUUGAGCAACUGCGCUUUUGGUGCCAGUAUUGGAUAUUGGUGGCUGUUUUGACAGUUUGUGAGAGAAUUGGUGAUGCUUUUAUUUCAUGGGUUCCAAUGUACAGUGAAGCUAAGUUGGCAUUCUUUAUAUAUCUGUGGUACCCUAAAACAAGGGGAACUUCUUAUGUGUAUGACUCCUUCUUCAGACCAUAUGUUGCAAAGCAUGAAAAUGAAAUUGACCGGAACUUGUUGGAACUAAGGACUAGAGCUGGAGAUAUGGCAGUUCUUUACUGGCAAAGAGCUGCAAGCUAUGGUCAGACAAGAAUUUUUGAGAUCCUACAGUAUGUUGCUUCACAGUCAACACCAAGACCUCACCAUGCUCAGGCUCAAGGUCCUAGGACCCACCAACCCUCUGCUGUCCCAAACCGUCAAUCAUCUACUAAAACACAAGCAGCCCAACCAGAGACCGAAGAACCACCUUCACCAACAUCUAGCACAUCUUCAAGUCAACACCAAAAGGAAGUAGCUGAAGAGGUAGGACCUUCAAAGGUGCCUUCUCAGGUGGCUAAACCAGCUAACCCUUCAGCAUCCUCAAAUAGCCAAAAAGCAGAUACUGCAUCUGAAAGUACCAGCCAGCCUGCAGAACCCGAAGCAGAAGCAAUGCAAAUUGAACCAGUACCACCUUCUUCAGAGAAUGAAAGCACAGACCCUCCUCCGAAAGAGACUCUCAUGGAAGAAAGCAUUCGAUUCACGCGCGGUAGGUUGAGGAAAACCCGUUCUACAGCCCGUUAAAAUAAUGGCAUUAACUCCUUUUUUCUUUUCUUUUUAGCUUACAGAACUAGCACUUAAAUCAGUAGGUGUAUAAUGUUAUUGAAUCAUUGUUGUUCGAACGUUGAUGUAAAUUUCCUGUCUUCAAGUUUAUAUUUCAUUUGUUGCUUUAUUUUUUCAAACAUGGGGAAGAUCCUGGGUCCUUGGGGCCAACUGAUUCAACCCUCAUCUGUGCAGUAGGUCCCAAAAGGUGUGACUAAAAAAGCAUGGAUGAUAACGUGAUUUCCAUCCUAGCGUGGCCUUUGGCCUCUGUCUAUUCUGGAAAUUGUACUUUGGAUGGACGAAUGAUAUAAAGUUCAUCUCAUAUCCAUGUUGGAGGGAUUUUGCA
Theobroma umbraticum is the source of this 1570-nucleotide messenger RNA. Its product is annotated as putative HVA22-like protein g. Lineage: Eukaryota; Viridiplantae; Streptophyta; Magnoliopsida; Malvales; Malvaceae. The record is from RefSeq and is a predicted model, not a curated record.